Haemonchus placei is the source of this 1890-nucleotide messenger RNA. The record is from the annotation of a GenBank genome assembly. Lineage: Eukaryota; Metazoa; Nematoda; Chromadorea; Rhabditida; Trichostrongylidae.
AUGACUGAUAAUCAAUAUGCUCCGUUGACAGCGAAUAUUGUCAGGACUCUGACGGAUAAACUUUAUGAGAAAAGAAAGGCUGCUGCUCUCGAUAUAGAAAAGUUGGUCCGUGAUCUUCAUGCAACAAAUCAGUUGUCGCAAUUGGAGAAGCUUCUCACGGUUCUCCGUGAGUUGGCUAUGGCAUCCAAUGGUCACACCCGGAAAGGCGGUCUUAUAGGAUUGGCAGCAGCGGCUAUCGCGCUCGGAAAGAACGCUCCACCCUAUACAGUGCAUUUGAUAGAACCAGUACUGUCGUGUUUCAAUGACCCGGAUUUGCGAGUGCGAUACUAUGCUUGUGAGUCCCUUUAUAAUAUCGUCAAGAUCUGCAAAACAGCUGUGCUCAGUCAUUUCGACCAAUUAUUUGAUGUUAUGUGGAAGGUUUAUGAAAUUCACUCUUCCGGCAAAGCAGAGCAUUUAACAAACCUUUUUUAUACUUUCCAGGAUAUCGUUGUAUCUAAAGAAGAUUUUGAUAUUGCCAACUUGAUGAGCCUUAUUCGAGACCGCAUUUAUGUGCAGACAAGCUCCAACAGGAAAUUUAUUGUGACAUGGCUGAACGUUAUGCUGACAACUCCAGCAUUCAAUUUGCUACCAUACGUUGCUGAGGUGUCAGACGGGCUUUUUCGAAUGUUAGCUGAUGGUCAGCCCGCUGUUCGAGAUGUGACUGAAACAUUACUGGGACAGUUUUUACAAGGCAUUCACAACAAGCCGGAAGCCCUCAGUCCCGAGGAUCGGUCGCAAAUGGUUAGCGUACUUCUUGCCCAUGCUCACGAGGAUGAACCUCCUCUAGGAAGAAAACUGGCUCUAAUAUGGAUGGAUGAGUUCAUAAGAAUAUACAAAGAAAAGAUGCUUCCAUAUUUGUCGACUUACUUGACCGCGGUUCUGCCAUCAUUGGAUUGUGAAGAUUUGAAGGGUAGGACACUCCAGAAGGUACUGUUGAAGUUUGUUGGUUAUGGGAAACAAGAAACGAGGAUAGCUGUUCUGAACUGGAUCCGGCACUUAAAUGCAACUAUGCCUUCUCAGGGUAGAAUUCGUAUCUUUCAGUUGUUUGUACACAUGGAACGAAUCUUCCCCGUGCUUUUGGGAACUCUCUCGGACACCUCGGAUGAGGUUUUGCUCCUUGACCUCCAUCUUCUAUCGGAUAUCUGUCAAUCAAACACUGAGCGCUACGAUGUGGAUUUAUCAAGUUUUCAGCUGAGCGAGGACACUUUAAAAAACCUAGCUCCAGUGUCCCCUUCACUCGUCAAAUUUGCUGUCAGUCUUUUGGAAAUGUUUCGUGCAGAGCCUGCCCUUCUCAACGAUAGAGGAACAGCUCUGUCUUCUCAUGGAGCCGGCGCAUAUAUACCGCGCACUUUGUGUGUUGCUUCUGAGAGAACAAAGCAUCACUUUCAUUCAAGUAAGAAUGCCGUCUCAAUGUUGCAUGGAGUUUUACUCACUGCUACCGAGUUAUUCAUUUUGCGCGAUCAGCUAAGGAAGCUGGAGGGAAAGGAUUCAAUAUCAUUAUUCGAAUGCGUUUUUCGGUGUUGGUGUUACCGACCUAUCGCGCUUCUGGGAUUAUGUCUUCUCUCCCAAAACUAUGCGCAAGCAGCUGAAAUCGCUUUACUUCUGUCAGAGGUGGAUAUGACUUUGGAUGUACUGGUCGAAAUUGACAAGCUGGUCAAUAUGAUAGAAAGCCCUGUGCUAGCUUAUGUACGUAUGGAUUUAUUGUCAGCAUGUCAUCAACGAUCUCUUUCAACUGUGCUGUCAGCUUUGUUAAUGUUGAUGCCCCAAUCCGAUGCUUUUCAUACAUUACACAAACGUUUGCAAGCUGUUCCCGCUCUCACCGUCAUCGGGUAUGUCUAUAUUUUUAUAUAG